Messenger RNA from Halteromyces radiatus, 1240 nucleotides. RefSeq lists its product as uncharacterized. The record is from RefSeq and is a predicted model, not a curated record. NCBI's taxonomy places the organism in Eukaryota, Fungi, Mucoromycota, Mucoromycetes, Mucorales, Cunninghamellaceae. The transcript has 6 exons. Bases 31 to 1200 code for a protein of 389 amino acids.
CCUUUUUCUUCUUUCUUUUCAAGUCUCAUCAUGAUAAAAGCCAUUACAACAAGACAACUAUUACUUUUGGUCUUAUUAAUACCUGCUAGUUUAUCAUUGUUGUACCUUUUGACAUCAGUUCAACGACCUUCAAGUCGAGCUUCCACAACGAAAGCUAUGGCUCAACAACAAGGUUUCAUCUCCAACACAGCAUCCAGUUUGACAGCCUCACAUUCUGAAUGGGAACAAUGCUUAGAUCCCGGUCAAGAACCUUCAGUUUACCUCUCCAUUGUCAUUGUCACUCGAAUGGAUGACUAUGCUGGUGAUCAACAUCAUCGACUUCAAAACUUUAUAGAUAGCGCUUUUGUUUUGGCUGAAAGGACAAAGGAAAAUAUGGAAUUACUUAUUAUUGAAUGGAAUCCUCCCAAAGAUCGACGACAAGUGAUUGAUGCUUUUAGAUACCGUCGAUCUGAUUAUUUGACUUAUCGGAUCAUCACUAUUCCCAAAGAUAUUCAUGAUAUAUUGCCUAAUCGUGGUAAUGCCCCUUUGCAUGAAUUUGAAGGGAAGAAUGUGGGUAUCCGGUUUGCUCGUGGUGAAUACGUCGUUUGUACGAAUCAAGAUGAUAUUUGGUCUCACAAUUUCCACAAUGCUAUUCAAUCUCAUGCAUUCAAGAAAGGUAUCAUUUAUUUGCAACAUCAAGAUCCUCAUAAUAUUCAUGACCCUUUACCUCCUUCCAUCGUACGAUUACCACCUUUUGCAAAUGAUAAUACUUUGUACAACUCAUGUCAACUUGGUGAACAAGAAUGGGGCAAGUUUGUCCUACCAGAGCCAAUAAAAGUCAACAUGGAUAACAUUUUGAAAAUUGGUGAUCAAGCAGGUGAUUUUACUUUGGCGCAUCGCGAUACAUGGAAGAUUCCAAAAGGUUAUCGUGAAGAAGGUGGUGUUGCCUGGAUGGAUAUCGAAUUUAUUUGUACAGCCACUUGGACCUUUGACUUACCUGUCGUUUAUAGCAAAAAAGGUUUCACUUGUCAUCAAGACCAUCAAAAUAUUUGGGAAUUCAACAAGGAACAACAUACCGACAACAAGGAUAUUCAUAUGGAGGAUAUUCGAGACAAGAAGAAAAUAUAUAUCAACAAAGAUGGCCAAUGGGCUUUACAACAAUUAGAUAUUUGGAACUUAGGUUUAGGUUGCGUAGAAUUUAGUGGGGGUCUCUCUCAAUAAAGUUUCUUUUUUUUAUGUAUAGAAUAAAUAUUUGUUGAAG